Messenger RNA from Monopterus albus (swamp eel), 5737 nucleotides. RefSeq names its product cortactin binding protein 2 (gene cttnbp2). Gene Ontology annotation, molecular function: protein phosphatase 2A binding. Lineage: Eukaryota; Metazoa; Chordata; Actinopteri; Synbranchiformes; Synbranchidae. The record is from RefSeq and is a predicted model, not a curated record. Gene Ontology annotation, cellular component: actin cytoskeleton. Gene Ontology annotation, biological process: protein dephosphorylation.
UCGGUCGGUCCGUGGUUGCAAGACUGCCCCGCUUCCCCGCUUCCCCCGCUGCAGCCCGCACACUCGGUCGUGGGUUUUUCACGGCAGAAACCCGCUCUCUCUCCCUUUACAUCCCCUUUAGUUUGUCAGAUCUCGUCUCUUUUUGGUUUCAAUGGCCGCCCGUGGCGUGAUUUGCAUUCAGCAGCGCAAUAGUUAAUGCGUGCCGGAUGCGCUCUCACUCCAGCAGACCGCUACAGUACGAAGAUGGCGUCGGAGGGAGCCAGCGCAGAGCAGCCUUCUCCGGUACAAACACUGGCAACCGCCGUGCUGGGAUGUGUGGACACGAAAUGUGAGUUCAACAUGGAUAACCUGAGCAAGCCAGAGCUGCUCACCCUGCUGAGUAUCAUGGAGGGAGAGCUGGAGGCCCGAGACCUGGUCAUCGAGGCCCUGAGGGCUCAGAGGAAGGAGGUGUUUCUCCAGGAGCGCUACAGCCACUACAGCCUGACCGACCCCUUCCUGGCACUUCAGAGGGACUUUGAAUGUGGGGUCCCCAGAGGAGACAAGGAGCGGCGACCCCUGGGCUCCAGCCCCAUCUCUGUGCUGGAGGCCGUGAUGGCCCACUGCAGGAAGAUGCAGGAGCGCAUGUCAGCCCAGCUGGCUGCGGCCUGGGGCCGCCAAAAGAGGCUGGAGAUGGAGAAGCUACAGCUCCAGAGUCUGGAGCAGGAACACCGCAAGCUGACUGCACAGCUGAAGGACGAGCGUGAGAAGAAUAAGCACAUCGUCAUGAUGCUGGUGCGUGAAUGCAAGCAGCUUGCCACGCGGGUUGUAGAGGAGUCGCAGCGAUUUGAUGAACUCCAGGCUCGCCUAGAUGAGGAGAGUCGCACCUCUGGGCGGCUGCAGGAGGAGCUGAGCACCGAGCGGCAGCGUAGUCAGCAGAUGGAGGCCAAGAUGGAAAAGCAGCUGUCGGAGUUCGACACAGAACGGGAGCAUCUGCGCGCCAGGCUGGGCCGCGAGGAGGCCGAGAGCCAGAGCCUGCGGCAGCAGGUGGAGCAGCUCGGAACUGAACGAGGCGAUGCUGCUGCUGGAGCAGUUCCUGCUGCCACCAGCCCACCAUCCAAAGCUCUGACAUCUGUUUCCGUAGCCACAGAGCCCAUCAGUUCUCGAACAGCUUUUUGCCAAACAGACCUGCCCUCCACAGAGGUGGAGGGUCCCAAGAAGACCCCCCUUACUAUACCUGUCAAACCAUCGCCUGCCAACUAUGUGGGCCUGAGCCUGCCAAAGUCUGGUCGUGGGCUCGUCCACAGCAGCUCGGGAGGACUGGCACAGACCGAGAAUGGCUCCGAGGGCCAAGCCGCCCCACACAACUUUCCUAGUGGGGUCAGCCCCCGUGUCCAGGCAGCCCGCUACAAGUUCCAGGAACAGGACCAAAAUGGCACAGCGUCCCAGAGUCCUCCGGCCCGUGACCUCUCCCCUACCAACCGUGACAACUUUGCCGCCAAGCAGCAAGCCCGUCACACUGUCACACAGGUCCUUUCACGCUUCACUAGCCCUCCAGCAGGUGGCGCUGGACCCCUUCGUCCAGGCCUGCCCCAUUCUGCUUCAGAGGGAGGCCCCUUUCCCGGCCGUCUGAGCCAUCCCAUUGGCCUCAAGUCGCCCACGGUAGCCAGGAUUGACCGGGGAAACCCUCCCCCUAUUCCUCCCAAAAAGCCAGGGCUUUCCCAGACCCCCUCUCCUCCUCAUCCACCCAUCAAGGUCAGCCGCUCUCCCGGGGCUGGGCUAAAACAAGCCACGCCCCAGCUGCCACCAAAACCCGCCCUGGAUCUGGUCCCAGCCUUGGCGGCCUCUCAGGUGGGUGCCUGCCCCCAUUCCGGCUCCCUGGGGUCUGGCCGGCAGCCGGCAGCAGCAUGUGCAGACUGCCCCUCAGUCAUCAGCCCUGCCACCACUGUCAGUAGCCCCUCCUCCAUAUAUCCCCCCUCCAUCUUCUCCUCCAUUAGUGCUCCAUCCUCCCAUAGCCCCUGCGCCUCAGCAGGCAGCCCCCUGGCAACAGCAUCAGGCCGGUGUCCCUCCAUAGCCUCCUCUCUAGGCAGCGGUGGGCCUGCUGCCCUGGACGGUGGGCGCCCCCUGCUCCUCCAAGCUGCUUCCCAGGGAAAUGUCACUUUAUUGUCAAUGCUGCUUAACCAACCUGACUCGACCACCAGUACCACCACAUCUACCACCAACAUCACUGCCAUGGAGAACAAACCUGAUCACCUUGUCCAAGACCACCUGCUCUAUCACAACCACAACCAAACCUCUGCCUUGUUUGCUGCUGCUCAGAAUGGACACACAGAGUGUGUGAAGCUGCUGCUGUCUUCGGGAUCGCCUGCUGAUGUUCCGGAUGAAAAUGGAUUCACACCUUUACACGUUGCUGCUGCCCACGGCCACAGCAGCUGUGUGCAGGUGCUGCUGACUGCAGGAGCUGCUGUGGAUGUGGCGGCCACGGGGGGCCAGACCCCCCUCUUCCUGGCCUGUGAGGCAGGAAGCCUGGACUGUGUCCAGGUCUUGUUGAGCGCCGGAGCCGAUCGCUCGCACACCACCAUGGACGGCUGCAUGGCUCUCCAUGCAGCCGUGCGUUCAGGACACGUGGACACACUGCGUCUCCUCCUCUGCCACCUGCCUCAUGGUGACCUCACCGGGACCGUGGCACUGCCUGCUGCCCUGCUUAACCAGGCCAACAGUGAUGGCUGGACGGCUGCACACAUGGCGGCUGCCCUGGGCCUCAAGGAGUGUCUGGAGGUGCUGUGCAGCCACAGUGAACAGGACAUCGAGAGGAGGGACAAAUGUAAUCGCACUAUUCAUGACGUGGCGACUGACGACUGCAAAGAUCUACUGGAAAACCUCAACUCAUACCGGGUCCUGGUCCAUCUCCAGUGCUCAGGUGCAGAAGGUUCGGGGUCCAUGUGUCCUGUGGAGGCGCUGGAGGAGGAGGCCGAGGGCGGUAGCAGUAGCCGGGUGGUGCUGGGCCAAGUUUCAAUCGAUCGGUCGACGCGUUGGGCUCAGCUGGGCUCCACCCUCAGCCACGCCUUCACCUCCCACCUCCGCAUCCUCUGUGGGGACGCCCAGACAGCCAGGGAGGAGCCACAGCAUCCCCCACUCAGCCUCGGCCCCACCAGCAUUGCCUCCAUUCAUAUCGGAGACACUGAGUGGUUGCCAGGUCAGGAGCUGCCUUUAUCCCCCUGGGAUCUGGUCAGAAAGCCUCUCAGCCAGUGCAUCACCAUCCGCCUCAAAGGUCUGUCUGAGUCGUGUCUUGAUGAGCUGGCUUUGGAAUCCCUCCUCCCCCUGCCGCUGCUGCACAACUACGUCCGCCUGGUGGAACAGUAUGGCACCCUCAUCUUUCAUGGGCUGGAGGGCAGCUGUCAGGAGUACAUCGCCAGUCUGGUCGCUCGUUGCAUCAAGUCCAAGCAGGAAGUGGGGGGGCUCGGCUGUGACGUUGUAAGAGUGGAGGUGGAGGAGAGCCUGACCAAAGAGCAGCUGCUGGAGACUUUCACCACCUGUGGUUUUCUGGUUCCGGCAGUGGGUGUCGGGGUCGGGGUACCACCUGGUCCCACUGGUCGCUGUGUGGUAGUGCUCCUGGAGGGACUGGAGAAGGCUUCAUCCCUAACAGGCCUGCUGGGAGACCUCUGCCACAGCCUGGACAACAGAGGCUCGGCUUCCCCUCUGAUCCUGAACUCUGGGCCCCACUGUUUCUGUGAGGGAAGCUUCUUGAUUGGAACGCUGUCGAAGGCGCGGCUGCAGGGCUCCGAGCUCCGCCUCCAGCAGCAUUUCCGCUGGGUGAGUCUUCGCUGGGACCAGGAGCCGCUGCAUGGCCUGCUGGGAAGGCACCUCCGCAGGAAGGUGCUUCACAAGGUGGGGACUGGAGUUUGGACACCUGAUGGUGUUAUGGAGCGGUCGGUGCUGUGGGUCAGCCAGGUUUGGCAGCAGCUCAAUGCCUGUCUGUCCCGUCUGGGCACCCAUGAGGCUUUGCUGGGCCCACAGCUCUUCCUGUCCUGCCCCGUGGUACCAAACAACGUGCAUGCAGCUAUCAGGUGGCUGGCUCACCUCUGGAACGCAGUGGUGGUCCCCCGCGUGGAAGAAGCCAUCAUCUCCCGGGUAACAGCCAGGCGCUCCUCCUCUUCGUCAGCCCAGCGACCAUCUCCUAGCGACUGUGGGCUGAGCGCCGGGCAGCGGGCUGUGGUGAAAGCUGCCCUCAGCAUCCUGGUCAACAAGGCUGUUCUCCCGGGCUGCCCUCUGAGUCGACAUGAAAUGGACAGGUACCUGCUGGAGUUUCGGGGUGGGACAUUCCCUCUGGCAGCCAUUGGCUCUUAUAAAGGAAGUGCUGGUGGAGGAGGCAGGAAGGGGCGGGACAGCAACAAACUGAGACGAUCCAACACCAGCCCAUGGAAGAAGGGAAGCCCUGCUUACGACUGGAGCUGUGGCGGUUCUUUCAGAGAGGGUUCACUGUCCAGCACUGAUGUCAGCUUCAUUGCCUAUGGCAAGGUCCAGAGGGAGCCUGUAGGUCUGUCCGCUUUCUCUGACGACGAGACAGACUUGAUCAGAGAGCUGCAGACCAUGUGCUCCAGCAAGUCGGAGCCAGACAUCAGCAAGAUGUCGAAGGCCAAAGAGGACUUGAUCCUGUUCUCCAGCUCUCCCAGUGAAGCGUCGCCUCCUCGUAACGCCGAGCGGGAAACCGCCGUCCAGCAGCGACCACAGAUGAGUGCUGGUCAUCAAUCCGGCCAGGCAGCCGUUCAGAGCAGUGACCGGCGUUCAGGCCCUCGUGCCAAAUCUCAGCUUCCAGUCCCCAGCAGCAGGGGGCAGCAGACACGACACGGUGCUAGCAGCAGCAGCAGCAAUAGCGGCAGUCCUAUCCAAACCCAAACACCCCCUACUUGUAGCAGAACCACCCACAGCAUUAGCAACAGAAAAAAGGCGGCCCCACCCAACAGCAGCAACAACAACUACUACCCCAACAACCACCAGUCACAUGAGGACAUCUGGAUUCUUCACAGAGACCUGCAUGACAACAAGUAGACCCCACCCCGCCCCACAGUCCUGCUGUGAAUCUCCCUCCAUGAUGUAAAGACUAGGUACCUGACGACCUUUGACUUUUAGUAUUUCUACUUAUCUGUACUUGUUACACUGUACUACAGUUGUGUACGUGGGGACCAUAGUUUUAUUCUAUUAGAGUAUUUGAAGUUGGGCGGUUAAACAGAAGGUUUGCUAUGAGUUUACGUGGGGAAAACGACAGAAGAUAACGCAGCAGGUCUCUUCACUGUUGCCUUAUUCCAGUGUAUCAACCUGCUUGUUCUGGGACAGUGUUUAGUACACACUACAAUGUAAAAAUUUACCGAAAUAAGAUUAAAUAUUUAACUAGUGGAACUCAGUCCUGACACAGUAUUUAUGUAUUUAAAGUGAGAUACUGUACUACUUCUGGUAUAAGGCCACUGAAGCAUAACUGAAGGUACUUAGUGUUACUUUUUAGUGACAAGUUUUUGGAUCAAAGAAAGAAACGAGCAGUUUUGUAUUUUCUUUGUUGUUUUUGCUAUUAAGUAUUUUGAGAUAUUCAAGUGUUUUAUCUUUAAAUAGUCACAAGGUUGGUUUAAAUACUGUUGAAAUUAAUCAGGGUUUUACCAAAUAUUUGUAAAUAAGAAUUAGUAUGUUUAAAUGCUCUAUAGGUUGGUGUAUGUGGUAUGAUGCUUGUACAGUGACAAAACUUUAAAGCAAAACUGGUGAAAAAAAAAAA